GGGUCAGCUAUGUUGUCCAGACCAUUGCUGGCAUUAUUGGAAAUCAUCUACAAACAAAAAUGUCACACCAGCUAUCAUCCCGCAACGUUGAUUGCAACUUUAAUCCCCAAUGUUGUACAUGGGAAAAGCAGGUUUGGUGUUUGGGCGAAUACAAUGAAAACCUCGAGAUUCAUCUCUUUAAUCGUAAAUAUAUGUGAUUUUGGCACCGGGUUCUGCCGUGAACAUUACUGGUUUUUAUUUCCAUGGAAGGUCAAACAGUUUCUCCCAUUCUAAAAUAAUGUUUUUAACGCCUUUGGGGUUAAGGCUGCAGAUUAAUCAGAUUAUUGGCAAAGCAAGACCUUUCCUCUGAGGAGUUUUUGUCUCGGCGUGAGUACAGAAUAUUUUGCUGAUUAAUGUAAUGAUUAACUUACUGAAGACGUCCUCGCAGCUUGAUGUUGUUCACUGUAAACCUUUCAGCGUCGUGAGUGGAAAAAGUACUAGUCUCGUUGUGCGCUAUGACGAGUCAAUUCCUCGUUUACACAUUUACUUUAAAGUGGGCAUUUUUGGUGGCAAAACUGCAACUACUCCUGCGACCUCCCAGGAUAGUUUGGGUACUUGUCGUUUCAUAAUUACAUUAAUUAACUCGACUUGGCUUUAGUAUGUCAGACAUACGGCACAGAAAACAGAUCCUCCAGAACAAAAAAUAAUAUUUGCAAAAUAUAAUAUAGAACAGCACAGCCACAGACCCUCCUGCGGUCCAUAAUGUUUGUGCCAAACAUGAUGCUAAGACCAACUCUUAUCUGCCUGCACAUAAUCCAUAUUCCGUAUCUGUAUGCCUAUCCAAAUGUAUAGCAGAUAAUAAUAGUAACCCAAAUGUGCAUUAAUUUGAGUGUGAACAAUUACCAUAAUGUCUUGAUCUAAAAUUGAUUAAAAUGUCAAAUUAGUUUGUUUUUAAUUUAUUGGACGUGAUUGUGUCUGGCUGUGCCUGAGAGAAGGUGGUGGUGAGCUGCCAUUUGAACUGCUGCAGCCCGGCUGCCGUAGGUCUUCCCAGAGAAGGGACUUCAAGAUUUGGGCGUGGGAGAUACUGAUGCAUUUUCAAGUCUGGGUGGUGUGUGACUUGGAGAGGUAUUUGUAGCAUUCUCAUUUUUUCUGAUAUCUUCCUUGGCUUAGUGAUUGAAACUGUAGCAGUGUAAAUAGCCUUGGCAACUAACUGCAGGGCAGAGCAAGUAGAUGGAGGGAAUGCCAACUUACAAGCUGUUUUGUUUUGGAAGGUGUUAUACUUCUAGUGUGUUGUUCAAACUGCAGCAAUCCUGGCAAUUGGAGAGCAUUCCGACAAAUCCCUGGUGUGUGUAGGUGAGAUUGGAGUGGUUGCUACAGUAUAUAAUGACUGGUCCAGUUAAGUUUCUGAUCAAUGGAGACCACAAGAUGUUUUUUGAUUGAGGACUCUAUAGUGUUACUCCAUUGAAUGAUAAAGGUAGCUGGUGCACUCCUGCUGGGGUGGUUGAUGUUUGAAACUUGCAUUGUCAGGAUCUUGUAGCAUGCAGACUUGGUGUUUAAGUGAGGAAUUGUAUGUAGUAAGUAAAGAAACUUUUUCUUAUGUUUAUCAGCCAAAUGGUUAUUUAACCUUUUUUUCAGAGUUAUAUCCACCGUUGAUUGAAGGAAUUUCCAUGAACCUAACAUUUCUUUGUUAUUUGCAGCAGUGUCCAGGAGUUAUCCUUGAUCAGCAGAGAUUCCAUUACAAUGCAGGAGAACUGGCAGCUCUACCAGUCCCUCUUAACAAGUUAAAUGAUAGAACAGGAUGCAGUGAAAUACUGUUUUAAACUCACACCCAAUACAAAAUAAUUGGCAGUGUUCUUAAACUGGAAAUAUCUAAAGUUCUUUUAAAAAUAAAUUGGAUUCAACAGUGCAAAUUCAGCCAAUUGAUUUGAUUGGUUUAAUUAGGCAAUUCUGUGCUAUGUGCAAACUGUUAGGUGGGUGGGGCAGUGGAUGGAUAUAUAACCUGGCUUGAUAUAUAACAUUGGGUAGAAGGUUUAUGCAAAGCACGGCAACAGCUAGUAUAUUCUCACCAAAGUGUAUGUUACUUGAGGGCUUUCAACUUGGAUCAUCUCAUUCUGCUUUCUCAAUUCAGUAAAGUAGAAUAUUAUUUUAUUUGCUACCAGCAUUUUUAUUUUUGCCUCCUUAUUUAUCCACUGGAUUUCAACAUAUUGUUUAACUACUUUAAGAAAAAAAGGGAAGAGUAUUGGCCACAAGACGACUUAAUAACAACUGGCGACCAAACACCAAAGGAAGAUGUCUAAUCCUAUCCGACGCCACAAAGGACCAUCAAUAAAAUCACAGGGAAUGUUGCGAGUAACAGGAAGCAGAACCUACUUGCAAGCUGAAAUCCCACAUCUUCCAAAAAUCACCACUGCAGUCACUCGAGGGAAUGAUGUAAAAGAAACUCAAGUGCCAAUUUCCCGUAUUGCUGAUUAUUUUACGGAGAGGAAGAAAACUCUCAAAUUGAAUGGAUUUCAUUGGCAGGGGCAAAAGGUCCCUAUGCCCAACAGUUUGCCUUUGGUAAUAAGGGGUUACAAGAGUGGAAAUUGUGAUAAUAUGACAUAUAAAGAAAGGCCAAUUGGAAAUAGAAAAGAAAGAACUUCUUUCUUAGAAUCCAGCACAACAAGGGAAAAUCUGCAAAAUUCAGCAGAUGGAUCAGCAAGUACAAGUUCCGAUAAUACUGGAUUGGGCGACGACAUCGAUGGGAUUAGCUCAUCUUUGAGAUAUUGCAAUGGACCAUUAACAACCAAGUUCCAAAAGGCAAAAACAAAGGUGGCAGCAAGGUUCCAGGGAGGACAUGGGUACGUAAUGGAUGGUGACAUUAUAAGUGUGAAGGGCGUAAAAAGUGCCAAUGUUGCAAAUAGCUCAGCAGACUGUGUUGCAAGAAAGAAAUGGACAAAAGCCUUUGUGAAAAAAACUGUUAAUAGGCAACAAAAACCCUCGGCAUCGUCGAUCGCAGAGAAACGAAAUACCAGGACUGAACUGGAACAAGGCUGCAGUCUCUCCUGCUCGAAUGAAAUUACAUUAGAUUUGGAACUGGAGCACAGAUCUGUGAGUCAGGCUGCAGACUGUAGUGAACACCCUGGCUCUGGCCAAUUGUGCUUGGAUGAUAAUUGUGCUAAAAAUGUGGAAAACCUCACUGGGGAGAGAGGAGCUGAUCUGGAUCAUGCUGCAAAGGUGUCAUCUCAAACAACUUUCCAAAGCUUAGAUGUCCACAACAUUCUGGCCGGGAUUCCAAAAGGUGUGAAACCGGAAGGAAGGGUGAACAAAAUAGUGAAGCAGCCUGAUCAAAAAUGUCCACGGAUUAAAUCAAGCUCCUCUAUAGGAACCAGUAUAAGCAAAGUCUCUGUGAAGUCACUUUCUACCAAAGCCUCCAAAACACCAGCUUGCUCCAGUGUGUUGAACAAAUGCUCUGAUAAUGAAUCCAAAGCCAGUUCCAGUGUGAGUGAAGAUAGCAGAAUUGAAGAGUAUAUGUUUGAACUUAAUCAGAUGUCGCAGGAGAGGGUAACAAGCACAUCUGCCACUGUUGGAGUGCCCAUGGUGAAGUGUGGUGCAAGAUGCCAUAAUCAGAGACUACCAUUGAAAUCUUCGCUGAAGAAAUCAUUUGACUGGCGUGCUCAUUCUCAAUCAAUGGCUACACAUGUCCCCAAGAUUGGAGAGCAGUGCAAGGAUGCUGGUGCAAAUCAGGCUUUAGCCAAAAAUAAACUUGUGCCCAUCCAUCAGUCAUUAAACCAAACAGCGCAGAAUUAUACCUACUCAAUUCCUGAGGAGGAGUCCCCAGAGUUUUGUGAAAAGCUUUCUGAUGUCGAGAAGCAAUGCAGGAAGCUAAGACAACUUUGUCACCAAUCUUCUCAUCAUCGCCUUCAAAACGUAUGUAAUUUGGGAUUGCGGACUACAAUUCAGCAGAAAUUGGUGCAAUUACAUUACUGUGGCACAGCAGAUCAACAAUUGGCCAGGAAUAUGAAAAUUGCUGCAAAUACAAAUAUGUCUUCUCAUCAAUUUUAUUGGAGGGAGAAUCACGCUUUUCAGCCUGAGAAUGAACCGCAGCACAUGCAAUUCCCGCAACCACACGAUUUAAUAUGGUGCAAAAAUCCCUCCACACAACGUACUGUUGAACUGUUUACUUCUCAUGGUGGUGAAGUUCCAAAAAUAACCAUGACUUGUCCUACUCCAAUUUCAUGCCGAACACCUUCUUAGAGAGAUGCAAUCCAGAAGAUUGUUCUCAAUUUUCCAUAAUUGUGUCGGGUCGGGACCCUUCUUCAGGCUGGAGAAAUCUGAAGAAGAAUCCCGACCUGGAACAUCACCUAUCUGUGCUUUCCCGAGAAGCUGCCCGUCCCGCUGAGUUGUUCUAGCACUUUGUGUAAGAAAGAACUGCAGGUGCUGGUUUAAAUCAAAGGUAGAUGCAAAAUGCUGGCGUAAUUCAGCGGGACAGGCAGUAUCUCUGGAGAGAAGGAAUGGGCGACGUUUCGUGUGUUCUAGCACUUUGUUUCUUUUAUAUUGGGGUGAUGUGAACUAUUAAGACUCCCUUCCCUCCUUAUUCUCUGACUUUGACCAAACCUCUGCAGAAGUCACUGUCUGCCCAUGAGGCAUGAAUUUAGGAGAGAGAGGCGUGCUUUGUUGUGUCUUCCUGAAUUGUGAUUCAAUCCAUAGGCAGAAUUUACAUUGGAACAUCCUGAACAAUUAACACACCAUGUCUUUAGGAAAGAAAGAAAAGCUUAUUGAUUAAUUACUUUGAUAGACUGUUUCCAAAAAAUUCACUUGAACAGGUUUGAGCCUAA
Molecule: messenger RNA, 4793 nt
Organism: Leucoraja erinaceus (little skate)
Lineage: Eukaryota; Metazoa; Chordata; Chondrichthyes; Rajiformes; Rajidae
Exons: 7
Coding region: 2269-4212 (647 amino acids)
Source: RefSeq, a predicted model, not a curated record